CUUUGCUUUCGCUGGUGUUCGAGAUCAUGAGCGCGGCGAAUGGCUGAGCUGGGUAAGACCCGCAACGGAACGACUUUGUGCAACUGCAGCUGACCGACGGCCUCCACAACUUUGUCCAUUGCUCAUCCCCGCCGCCGGGUCCCGCCGACAGUCGGCGUUAUCUCGGCGGCCCGGCCCGGAUUGGCCACACAACCUCUUCAACUCGGAUGCCUUCUGGCAAGCUGCUGUGUAGCAUGGCACCCCCUUUUAAUCAAUGGCUCAGACGAAAGUUUCGAUCAAGUAACCAUGAGGGUGCACGCGGAGACGAUGAGAGCGGUUACGAUGAGAUUUUACAGCCGCCGCCCUUUCGUGACGAGUGGCCCAUGAUACCAGCAUGCACCACGGGGUAUCUCGUUCAACCAGGCUACGGACCGUUUCAACACCUACCGUUGGAGAUCCGGCAACAGAUUCUAGGCCACGCAUUUGGGAACCGAACCUUGCACGUUGACUUGACCUUUGACCACCCGCUCAUUCGCCGACCAGGGGAUUCUCGUCACAAACAGGCCGUCAAAUCCGCAUUGGCCUCGCAUCUAGCACGCCCAAAUGCGUCAUCCGGUAUUCCCCAUUGCGGGUUUGGAGCUCAUCUCACCCGCGAUACCCGGAAGCCAAAGCAAUGGCAGUGGUUUAGCUGCGUGUGCCAUCGUCACGUAGUCCGUGCGGAGGGAGAUGAUGAGCCAUCAGGGCGGAAGCCGAGGAUUGAACCCCACGAGGAUGGUUGCAUUCCCGGCGAGCGCGUUGGAAAGCGAGCCGGCCACUCCCCGCGAGCGCCAACCCUUUGCCGGUGCGAGUCUACCGAAGACAGUCCAACAUCGGCCGAUGCAUGUUUCAUCGGUGUCAUGGGCUGGCUGCUGGCGUGUCGACAGGCGUACUGCGACGGCACAGAUAUCCUGUACCGAACCAACACAUUCCACAUCUCCAGUCUCCCUCUCCUGCUCGACCUUCCCCGCCUCAUGCCACCGCAUCACCUCGCCGUCAUAACCUCCGCCGAGCUGCUCUGGACUUUCACCAACCCAGAUCUCCUCAACGACGAAACCAUGGCCCAACUAUGGCAGAACUACACCCAAGCCCCCAGAAUCUCCACCCUUCCGGACCGCUCCUCCCCCACCACCAGCCCAUCGUCCCACCCAGAACCCACCCACCCAACUAAACUCCACCGCCUCAGCGCCCAGCUCCCGGCAGCUCUCCCGAGCGUCCGACGCCUCUACAUCGCCCUACAAGCGCACCUACCACCGCCACAGCCCGCAGCCCUCCCCCCUCCAACAUACACCAACACCAACACCAACACCGGCACUGACACCCCCACACCCACAACCACUGCCACUCACCCCAACCCCAACCCCAACCCCCACAACGGCACCGACACAACCCCCAUCCUAACCGCCAUCGAGCACGCCGUCCUCAGCCCCAUCGAAACCGCCUUCCGCCGCCUAGGCCUCAGGCCCGACAAGGAAUUCAGCCUGGCAGUGCAGCGCGGCGGGUGGGAGGUGCUAGCGGACUGGCUGGAGAGGAGGCGCGAGCCUGGUCGUGGGGGGGUGGUUGGGCGGCGGGUGUUUGAGGUUUUUGGUGAUGAGGGGGGUGGCGGUGGGGGUUCGUACAGGGAGAGGGUGUGGAAGCCGCUCUCGGUCUCGGUUGUGGGGGGCGAGGAUGGGGAGGACGGGGAUGGGGCCGGGUAUUGGUUGUGUCAGGGGUGGGAUGACUUUGAGGUUUUUGGGGCGGAGUAUUGGAUGUUUGAUCUGUGGGGGACGGGGGUGGGGAGGUGA
Messenger RNA from Chaetomium fimeti, 1799 nucleotides. RefSeq lists its product as uncharacterized. The transcript has 2 exons. The coding region runs from base 207 to 1799 and encodes 530 amino acids. The record is from RefSeq and is a predicted model, not a curated record. NCBI's taxonomy places the organism in Eukaryota, Fungi, Ascomycota, Sordariomycetes, Sordariales, Chaetomiaceae.